Molecule: messenger RNA, 4995 nt
Organism: Mustela lutreola (European mink)
Lineage: Eukaryota; Metazoa; Chordata; Mammalia; Carnivora; Mustelidae
Gene: ZFP90
Product: ZFP90 zinc finger protein
Exons: 4
Coding region: 2811-4589 (592 amino acids)
Biological process (GO): regulation of transcription by RNA polymerase II
Molecular function (GO): DNA-binding transcription factor activity; RNA polymerase II cis-regulatory region sequence-specific DNA binding
Source: RefSeq, a predicted model, not a curated record
UUUGUGAUAACCUUCUUAAUUUUUAGAGGGGUUGAUAAUGAGGUCCAUUCAUAUCUGGAAGGAGGGUGAAUGCUGUCGAGUUGAGCUCUCGGAGUGGCUCGCUCACACCAGAGGUCUCAGUACAUUUUACCUGUUUAAUAUUGCAAGCUCUUGAUUGUCUUUUAUGUACCAAACUGAUUCUGACCUCUGGGGAUUCAAAGGUGCCUAAGACAAGGUCUUGACCCUUUGGAAGCGCAAUGAAUAAUAGGUAACAGACAAUAUAACGUAAUGUCUUAUGAGCGUGCUAAAGGGGGCCCAGGGAGGAGGGUUAUGGAAGGUGUGAGGCACUUGGCCCAGACAUGGGGGUAGGAGAGGAACCCCAGAAGAGAAAACUUUACAGAGUCUUGCUGAGAGAAUUAAUGUUACCUAGGCAGAAGAGGGUAGGCCAAGCAUUUUUACAGAGGCAAAAGAGAGUGUUUAGUUUCAAGUUGUAACUCUUCUGCAGGCUGAAUUAUGGUGUCCACAGUUAGGAAAAGCCAGAGGUAAGGCUGUGGAAGUAAGGUGUGGACCAGGUUAUGAAGGACUCUGAAGGUCACAUGAAGGAAUCUAAUUUUUAAUCAAAGAGAAACAUUUUUUGGGUGUUUGGGUGGUUUAGUCGGUUAAGCAUCUGUAUUCAGAUCAGGUCAUGAUCCCAGGGUCCUGGGAUUGAGUCCUGAAUUGGGCUCCCUGCUUAGAGUAAGGUUUGCAUCUCCCUCUGCCCCUCGUGCUUGCCCCUUCUUGUGCUUGCUUUCGCGCACACGCUCUCUCUGUCGUGCAUACAUGCAAAAAUAAAUAAAUAGAAAAUCUUAAAAAAAAAAAAAAGAAAAGCAUUUAUUAAAUAUUUCUGGAACACCUACUAUGCACCAGGUCUGUUCUAGGCACUGAAGAGUCAGACAUGAAGAAAAUAGGUGAUAGUCAGGCUCUCCCAGAGUUUACAUUGUGCUCUGCAAUGCAUACUAUAAGCAAAUGAAAAUAUAUGUUAGGUGGGAAGGACUAUGAAAAGGAAAGGAAACCAGAGCGACAAUGCAGGGUGGGUUGCUGUUUUAUGCAGGGUGGUCAGGGACGUUUGCUGUGAUGAGGUGACAUUGGAACAAAUUGCUGGAGCAAAUGAAUAGGGAGCCACAUGCAAAUCUGCAGGAAGAAGCUUCCAAGUCAAGGGAAUGGUCAAAACAAAGGCUCCAGAGCAGAAACAUGCUUGGUGUGUUCCAGGAAUCUGAAGGAGGAAGAGCAGUGGGUCAGGGGUGAGGUUCAAGAUGAAGUCAGAAACGUAGUAGGGGACAGAGUGGCAGGGGGAUGUGUAGGCCACUGUGAGGACUUUGGCUUUUACUUGGAGUGAACUGAGAUCCUGUUGGCAGUUUUUAAGCAAAGGAGUGAAUUGAUCUGACAGAUUUUAACGCGAUCACUCUGUUUGAUAUAUGGAAGACAGACCUCAGAGCAGGGCAUAAGUGGAGAAGGAGAGAAGUUAGGAGGUUGUAGCAGUAGUCCAGGUCAGAGGUGAUGGUGGCCUGGUUUGUAACAUGAUCAAAGGUUUGCAUUUUAGAAGACUGACUCCCAGAGCGGGUAGGAAAGAGAGUUGUGGGACCAAGAGUAGAACAGAAGCCAGUAGUUGCCCUGUUGAAGCAAGAAAUGACAUUUGUUGAACUAGACAUUUGUUUACUGGUUAGCAUUCCCUGCCAUGAGUACAGUGUGUUUGGGGAAGCAGAAGAAAAUCAGGAGCCCAUGUAUUAAAUACAGGGAAACUGGGGGCACCUCUGCUGGCUCACUGAGAAGAGAAUAGGACUCGAUCUCAGAGUUAUGAGUUCGAGCCCCACAUAGGUGCAGAGAUAAUUAAUUAAAAAUAAUAGAGAUGCCUGGCUGGCUCUGUUGGAGGAACAUGUGACUCUUGAUCUCAGAGUUGUGAGUUCAAGCCCUACGUUGGGUAUAGAGAUUAUUUAAAUAAAUAAACAUUUAAAAAUAAUAAGUUGAUUGGAGGGACCAGUUAGGCAAAGGAAUCCAGGUUGGCUGACAACCAAAGGGGCUGUAUGUUUACAGGACAGAGUAGGCAAUGAGGAGAAAGUGUUAUUUCUUACAACCUGACUUAAAAUGCCUGCCUCGAUCCAACCCCUUUUACCCUGCUGGCCAUGCCCAUCCCAAGCCCAGCCUCUCUUUUCAAGCUUGGUAGUCCCCAGAUUGGAUUCCCACUUUCUUCUCCGAUUCAAAUGGUACUUACUUCUUCAGGCCUAGCGCAUAGCCAGCCUUAUUUUCUGUCCUCCGCAGGCCUGUGGCACCUCGCUUUACUACGAGUUGUCUCAUACUGUGCUGUAAUGAAUAAAGCAUCUUAAAAUAGACUGGAACCUACUCAAGGACUGCAGUGUUUUUCAGUUGCAUAUUUCCUUCUGCCACAGUGGAUCUGGUAAAGCCAGGCACCUAGUGAAUGUCUCCUGCCAUCUUCCCUGGCACAGUCCAGAUCCCUGAUUUCUGUCGGAAAAAUCUCUCACAUUCCAGCACUUCCUUGUUCCUGCAGGAAAACAGCCACAGUGUUGAGCAAGAAUACGGUAUGGAGGAGCCAGUGUUGGGUGUGGAUGUGGUCAUGAUCCUCUCUCAACAGGAGGAGGGCUCUCUCCUGUCUUCUCUAGAAUUCACAUCUCUGUCAGGAAACCAAAGUUCAGUGUGAAUCAGAUACUUGCUGGACACUGUGUUUUCAAGUUAAAGAAAAAAAGGAAUCAGUGACAUUCAAAGAUGUGGCUGUGGACUUCACCCAGGAAGAAUGGCACCACGUGGACCCUGCUCAGAGACGCUUGUACAGGGAUGUGAUGCUGGAGAACUAUAGCCACCUGGUUUCUCUUGGGUAUCAAGUUUCCAAGCCAGAGGUGAUCUUCAAAUUGGAACAAGGAGAAGAGCCGUGGAUAUCAGAGGGAGAAAUCCAGAGACCUUUCUGUCCAGACUGGAAGACGAGGCCUGAAGCCAAAUCAUCACAUCUGCAAGAGAGCAUCUCUACAGGAUCCCGUAGCACAGAUGGCCUUUCACAUGCCACUUUCCAAAGCACUUGGGAUGUUGGUAGCCAGUUUGAGAGGCACCAGGAAAACUGGAAAAGGUACUUGGGGCCAGAUGCAUCCAACCAGAAGAAAAUAAUCACGCCAGAAGAAAACUUCCAGCAAAAUAAAUUUGGUGAAAACUCUAGAUUGAACACAGUCCUAGUUACACAACUGAACAUUCCUUCAAGGCCUAAUGAAUGUGGUACAUUUGGAAGCAAUUUGGGACAUACUUCAGAUAUAAUUAAUCAGAAUAACAUCCUUGCGAAAAAGAAACCUUAUAAAUGUGACAAAUGUAGAAAAGCCUUUAUUCAUAGAUCAUCGCUUACUAAACAUGAGAAAACUCAUAAAGGAGAGGGAGCUUUCCCCAAUGGUACAGAUCAGGGUAUUUAUCCUGGAAAGAAACACCAUGAAUGUACUGACUGUGGGAAAACCUUCCUCUGGAAGACACAACUUACUGAGCAUCAGAGAAUUCACACUGGGGAGAAGCCCUUUGAAUGUAAUGUGUGUGGGAAGGCCUUCAGGCAUAGCUCAUCCCUUGGUCAGCAUGAGAAUGCUCACACGGGAGAGAAGCCUUACCAGUGCAGUCUCUGUGGGAAAGCCUUCCAGCGCAGCUCUUCCCUUGUUCAACACCAGAGAAUUCACACUGGAGAGAAACCCUAUCGAUGCAAUUUAUGUGGGAGAUCUUUUAGGCAUGGCACGUCCCUCACUCAGCAUGAGGUCACACAUAGUGGAGAGAAACCCUUCCAGUGUAAGGAAUGUGGGAAAGCCUUUAGUCGAUGUUCUUCCCUCGUCCAGCAUGAAAGGACUCAUACGGGAGAGAAACCUUUUGAAUGUAGCAUAUGUGGGAGGGCUUUCGGUCAGAGUCCAUCCCUUUAUAAACAUAUGAGGAUUCAUAAGAGAGGCAAACCUUACCAAAGCAAUAACUAUAGCAUAGAUUUCAAGCACAACUCAUCUCUUACUCAAGAUGAAAGCACCGUCGCUGAAGUGAAAUCCUAUCAUUGUAAUGACUGUGGGGAAGACUUCAGCCUCAUUACUGACUUUACUGAUCAUCAGAGGAUCCAUUCCAGACAGAACCCCUAUGAAUGUGAGCAGAACUUUAGUCAACAACCUGUUUCUCAUCCUGGAGAGAAACCCUAUCAGUGUAAUGUAUGUGGAAAAGCUUUCAAAAGGAGUACAAGCUUCAUAGAGCAUCACAGAAUUCACACUGGAGAAAAACCCUAUGAAUGUAACGAAUGUGGAGAAGCCUUCAGUCGGCGCUCGUCACUUACUCAGCAUGAGAGAACCCACACUGGAGAGAAACCCUAUGAAUGUAUUGACUGUGGGAAAGCCUUCAGUCAGAGUUCAUCCCUCAUUCAGCACGAGAGAACGCAUACUGGAGAAAAACCCUACGAGUGUCAUGAAUGUGGGCGAGCCUUUCGGAAGAAAACCAAUCUUCACGAUCAUCAGAGAAUUCAUACCGGAGAAAAACCCUAUGCGUGUAAGGAAUGUGGGAAAAACUUCAGUAGGAGUUCAGCACUAACUAAACACCAGAGAAUCCAUGCACGAAAUAAACUGUAGAAGCCCUGAUAUUAAGGAAUGUGCAGAAAAUUUUAGCUAAAAUAUUGUUCUUAUUUAGUAUCUGAGAAUUCUUACUGGAGAGGAAGCUUGAGAAUGUGAGGGCUCUGUGUGUGUGUGUGUGUGUGUGAGAGAGAGAGAGAGAGAGAGAGAGAAGAGAGCUCUGUGCUAGUGAAAAAAAAUUUUUUUUUUAAAUAAAUAGAAACUACAUUCUCAAAUCUGAUUAUAGACUUUUGUAAAAACAACUACAAACAUCAUAUAUAACCAAUUGGAAAGGAUAUGCCUAUGUAUUGGACUUUAUAAAGCUUUUGAAUAUAUGUAUGCAGGAGAUCAUCAACUUUGAACAGUUUGACUUGUAACUCUGUGUUUACAACCUUUUUUAAUAAAGCUCCUGCAGUAAUGACCAAAA